GGGUUGGUUUACAGGGGAAAGACAAAGGCAAGGUUGUUGAUUGGUUGCGAGUGAGUCCAUUCACAUGUAAAUCAGACCUCAUAAAUGUCCCCCUUCAAUUGCCCACUUUGCACAAUAUAUGUAGUGCUUGUUAGCACAGACUUUUGUCUCAAACUGAACUCGCCGACCAUCUGCCCCCCAUUCAGUAGUCUUAACGGCACUGUGUCCUCACAGCGGUCUCUAGCUACUGCAGCAAUAUGGCCCCUGCCUCCCGCAGCAGCACACACGAGGACGAGUAUUACGGAAUAAAAGACAGAAAGACAAGGAAACCAUUGGUGGAGAAAAAGAGACGAGCGCGCAUUAAUGAAAGUUUACAGGAACUGAGGCUACUGCUAACCGACUCGGAUGCGCAGGUAAAAAUGGAAAACGCCGAGGUGCUGGAAACUACUGUGAAACGCGUGGAAAGUAUUCUCCAAAACAAAGCCAAGGAGGCUGUCAGCGUGAACCGAGAAGCGAACGAGCGAUUCGCCGCGGGCUACAUCCAGUGCAUGCACGAAGUGCACACAUUCGUGUCCAGCUGCCCAGGAAUCGACGCGACGAUUUCCGCGGACCUUCUUAACCAUCUCCUGGAAUGCAUGCCUUUGAACGACGAGGAUCGCUUUCAGCAUAUACUGUCAGACCUGAUGUCGGACUGUAGCACUUGGUCGAGCGAAGGCAGGAGCGUGAUCAGCAGCGGCUCCUCUGCCUUGUCCCCGUCUCCUUCCACUACCUCCAGCGAUGACCUUUGCUCUGACCUGGAUGACACGGACACAGAGCACAACCACAUCUCGGUGGAUGCCACGGAUAACCAGGAAGCGUUAAACGUGCCAACCACGUUCCACUCCAAGUCCAUGUGGAGACCCUGGUAGACUGAUACACCAGGGAUGCUCGUCCUGAAGAUCUCGCCUACCUUUCUGUAGAAUUUCGUUGCAACUAUAAGGAACAUUUGAUUAUAUCAUUUUAGUUUAGGGCUAUUAAAGUAUGCAUUAAGGUAGAUAUCCAAGAUCUAUGGACUCAUACAGUUCAACAGUAGGACUAGGGCAGCUGCAACUCGAUAUAGCUGUAAUUCAAAGUUAGUUCAGCAGGCUGCAGUGCAUAUAACAGCCGUAGCAAUCUAAAUGAUAUCUGUGGAUGUCCCCCGAUAAGCUCUUCAAGGUGCAACAAUAUGCAUUUCUGUCCAAUGCAAAACAUCUUUAAUAAUAUCAUUAUUAUUAUUUUUUUAAUAUAAUUAUUUUGGAAAAGCUAAGAUAAUGUAAAACAAUACUGUAAGGAUAAAUAAUAUUUCUAGGGAACGCUUUCCCACUCUUAAUUAUUGAUGGUAGGCUGAAUGUAAAUAUUUGAAUGUUGUGGCUGUAGAUAUAGAUCUCUGACAUUUUAAAGUGUGCGUGAUCAUUGUUAACGUGAUAAUAGGGUUUGUAAAUGUCAGAUAUCAACUAAUGGCAUUUUAUGUAUUUUAUGUGUGAUUGUGGUAUUAACCAUG
This is a messenger RNA of Xyrauchen texanus (razorback sucker), 1498 nucleotides long. RefSeq names its product hes family bHLH transcription factor 6 (gene hes6). Gene Ontology annotation, molecular function: RNA polymerase II cis-regulatory region sequence-specific DNA binding; protein dimerization activity; DNA-binding transcription factor activity, RNA polymerase II-specific. Gene Ontology annotation, biological process: anterior/posterior pattern specification; regulation of transcription by RNA polymerase II; regulation of neurogenesis. The record is from RefSeq and is a predicted model, not a curated record. Lineage: Eukaryota; Metazoa; Chordata; Actinopteri; Cypriniformes; Catostomidae. Bases 237 to 887 code for a protein of 216 amino acids. Gene Ontology annotation, cellular component: nucleus. The transcript is spliced from 4 exons.